AUGAAUGCAAGAAGCGCAUCUACAAGCAUUGCAAGGUGGAUAAAUGCGUCAAGAAAACUCGUUACGGCGUCAAGAAAGGCUUGUGGUGCUGUGAUCACAAGCCCACUGUCACACCCACGCCUACGCCUACGCCUACCCCGAAGCCGAAAUGCCCAUGCAAGUGCACCGAAAAGCGUUGGGCGCAGAAGGAUUGCCGAUACCUCAGUCCGUUCUGCAAGGUUAUCGCAUGUGAGGACAAGGUUUACAGGGACAAGCACGGCCGCGUCAUUUACUCCAAGCCGGAAUUCCAGUGCUGCGACUAUCACCAUUAGAGUCACAAGCAUGAGCAAGAAUUCUGCUUUCAGUGCAGUUUUCAUGCAUCAUCGCGUAGUCUCUAAUGAGUACUUUGCUUCAUCCCUUUCGCUUUCCUAG
Molecule: messenger RNA, 411 nt
Organism: Chondrus crispus (carragheen)
Lineage: Eukaryota; Rhodophyta; Florideophyceae; Gigartinales; Gigartinaceae
Exons: 1
Coding region: 1-411 (136 amino acids)
Source: RefSeq, a predicted model, not a curated record